Xiphias gladius (swordfish) is the source of this 2844-nucleotide messenger RNA. RefSeq names its product septin-8-A-like. The transcript has 11 exons. Gene Ontology annotation, biological process: cytoskeleton-dependent cytokinesis. The coding region runs from base 555 to 1838 and encodes 427 amino acids. Gene Ontology annotation, cellular component: microtubule cytoskeleton; cell division site; septin complex. Gene Ontology annotation, molecular function: GTP binding; molecular adaptor activity; GTPase activity. NCBI's taxonomy places the organism in Eukaryota, Metazoa, Chordata, Actinopteri, Istiophoriformes, Xiphiidae. The record is from RefSeq and is a predicted model, not a curated record.
GCUCCGCUGCACCCUUGGGGACUUCUUGUAAACCUCGGUCAGAUAUUUGAUGUACUUGUGCUCCGGUUUCAUCUUUUUCUUCAGGCCUGGGUCCCACCUCGGCCCCCCGUGCUCUGACAGGGCUUUGAGCAGCGGGGAGAAGAUGCUGCCGUACGGAUACGUGUAGUCGCCCAGUUUGUGCAGCGCGUUGGAGGUGGCCGGAGACGAUCUGACCAGCGGGCAGCCAUAGGUGACCAGCAGCAGUAAGAGAGCAGUGCGCAAGUAACGAAGGGCGGCUGACAUCGGCAUUUGUUUUUCCAUUAUAAACAACGAAACCAGUCAAAACUUUUCUCUCCGCUGAGAGCUCGAGGGCAACAAGACCACGCACGUGCCGCCGCUGAUCAACACGCGCAGGUGUUGGCAAUCAACUCCAUCACUCGUAUUACUAUUUCAGCACCGAGGGGGUGUUGCCUCCGAGUGGCCAUAUUGAAAGGAGUGCGAGCGUGUCCGUUUGUGAUGUGGAGAGCAGGUCUGGCUGAAGACAUACAAUUCCUGCACUGCAGCCACUUCUGACGAUGGCGGCCGGUGAGAUAGAUGUUUUCGCAAAUGAAGAAAAACGAAGCCUGGAGCUCGGAGGGCAUGUGGGGUUUGACAGUCUUCCAGAUCAGCUGGUCAGCAAAUCAGUUGCUCAGGGGUUCAGCUUCAACAUCCUCUGUGUAGGCGAGACAGGGAUAGGCAAGUCAACACUGAUGAACACUCUUUUCAAUACAACGUUCGAAAAUGAGGAAGCCAGCCACUACGAGACUGAGGUACAUCUACGCCCCGAAACGUAUGAUCUGCAGGAGAGCAAUGUCAACCUCAAGCUGACCAUUGUGCACACUGUAGGGUUUGGAGACCAGAUCAACAAAGAAGAAAGCUAUAAACCAAUUCUUGAGUAUAUUGACGCCCAGUUUGAAAAGUACCUUGAGGAAGAGCUUAAAAUAAAACGUUCCCUGUUCAACUACCACGACUCAAGAAUCCACAUCUGCCUGUAUUUCAUUGCUCCAACUGGACACUCCCUGAAGUCCCUGGAUCUCGUCACGAUGAAGAAGCUGGACAGCAAGGUUAACAUCAUCCCUGUCAUUGCAAAGGCAGACACAGUAUCCAAGAGUGAAUUGGACAAAUUAAAGAUCAAGAUUAUGAGUGAGCUGGUCAGCAAUGGAGUGCAGAUUUAUCAGUUCCCCACAGAGGAUGAGGCUGUUGCAGAGAUCAAUUCCUCCAUGAAUACGCAUCUUCCCUUUGCUGUGGUUGGAAGCGUAGAAGACAUUAAAGUAGGAAAUAAGAUGGUGAAGGCAAGACUGUACCCCUGGGGAUCAGUACAGGUGGAAAAUGAAAACCACUGUGAUUUUGUCAAGCUGAGGGAGAUGCUAGUGCGUGUGAACAUGGAGGAUCUCCGGGAGCAAACACACGCUCGACACUAUGAACUCUACCGUCGCUGCAAGCUGGAAGAGAUGGGCUUCAAGGACACAGACCCGGACAGCCAGUCGUUCAGCCUUCAGGAGACAUACGAAGCCAAGAGGAAGGAGUUCCUUGUGGAGCUGCAGCGCAAAGAGGAAGAAAUGAGGCAGAUGUUUGUCAACAAAGUGAAGGAGACAGAAGCAGAGCUGAAAGAAAAGGAAAAAGAGCUUCAUGAGAGGUUUGAGCAGCUCAAACGGAUGCACCAGGAUGAAAAGAAGAAUCUGGAGGAGAAAAGGCGAGAACUGGAGGAGGAGAUGAAUGCCUUCAAUAGAAGAAAGGUUGCAGCUGAGACACUGAUGGGACAGGCACUCCAAGGCUGCUCACAACAGCCGUUCAAGAAGGACAAGGAUAAGAAGAAUUGAUUUAUGGAUCAAACAUCCAGGGAAACCAGGAAUGUGUCUGCCAUCAGCAUGGGAAAACAGACUGUCAUAUCUGACAUAACUUACUGACACUGUAUGUGUGUGGACUCAAUGACACAGUGACUAUGCACAUAUGUGAGCCUGAAUAAUGGGAUGGCUAUAAGCCACUGUGUACUUAUGAAUCAUAAAGGUAGCUUAGCUCAGUGUAUUUAAUUUGUUGCUAAUGCUGACUCUGCUAGACACAUAAUAACAAAUCCGUGGACUGUUUUCAUAAGAUGUAGCUUGUGUUUUUUCAUGUUCUUUCCAUGAAUGUGUGUUCAUCUCCUGUUGUAAAUUGAAGUCUCUGUUUCUCAGUGGGACACUGACAGUACUUAUUAGAAACAGGAAAUUAUCAGUUACUGAUUGAAGUUGAACAGUAUGCAGUAGGGUUUUCUUAAAAUAUAGAGUUUGUUAUGUAUAUAAAAAUAUUGGCAGUUGUUUUUUUGUUAAUUGUUGGUAGUUUGAGGUAACAUAGUAUAAUUGUCUAACCCUCAUUCUAUGCAAACUUAUAAAAACAAUUAUUGAAUUUAUUUAUAGUUAGUCUAGAAAUUAGCCAAUAGUUUGACUCCAUUCAAAUAAAGAAUGAUGAUGAAAACCAAAUAAAGCAUCAAUUCAUCUGUUGGUCAGCAAAACCCUAACCCCUUAAAUUUUCUCAGUUCUCUGGAACUUCCCAUCACAUCCCUCGUGUAUGAUUCAAACCAUUUCAUAUUGCCCCUGUCGUCAUCAUUACCCAACCAAACAUGGUUUAAUGAUUCUUUUGUUUAUUAACAGUGUUAAUGGUGUUUCUGUAAAAGCAUUAUCCAUUUAUUUCAAGUUUCAGUUCUGCUUUUGCCUUCAGUCAGUGGCAACAAACAUGCUUAUUAAGCUUUGUGAUCAUUUGCACUAAGUUUUUGUAGUACAUAUCUCGUUGAAGCUUGUCUUACGACAUUAAUGAAUCUGUAGAGUUGCUUGUUCAGAUAAAUGACAUGGU